Perkinsus marinus ATCC 50983 is the source of this 1557-nucleotide messenger RNA. Its product is annotated as phosphoglucomutase, putative. Gene Ontology annotation, molecular function: phosphopentomutase activity. NCBI's taxonomy places the organism in Eukaryota, Perkinsozoa, Perkinsida, Perkinsidae. The record is from RefSeq and is a predicted model, not a curated record. Gene Ontology annotation, biological process: purine ribonucleoside salvage; carbohydrate metabolic process. The transcript is spliced from 2 exons. Bases 1 to 1557 code for a protein of 518 amino acids.
AUGUCAAGCGCAGUUGAGAAUUGGCUUUCUCUCGAUUUUGAUAAGAACACCCGUAAGGAAGCCCAAGAGCUUACUCCUGAGGAGAUCGAAGAUCGCCUCAAUCCUAAUCAUCGUAUGGAAUUUGGUACCGCUGGUCUUCGUGGCGAGAUGGGAGCUGGCUUCAACCGUAUCAAUUGUUUGACUGUGAUGCAAGCUGCUCAAGGACUAUGUAUGCAAUUGAUCGAGAGGUUUGGUGAAGAUGUUCUCUCCCAGAGAGGUGUCGUCUUUGGUUAUGAUGGACGUCAUAAUUCUCGUCAAUUCGCUCAUGUUGCCUCGGCUGUCUUCAUCACGAAAGAUGCUUUGGAGUUGUUGGAUUUGGAUACCUGUUUAUUAAAGGACAAGUCCAAGACCAUCGAUCCUUACAAUGAUGCCUUGUACACCUACAUCGAUCAGAUGUAUCACGAGCUGUGCCGAUUCCCUGACCUCAACAAGGACUGCAACUUACAGUUCGUCUACACGGCUAUGCAAGGUGUUGGUCUUCCAUUCGCUACCGGUUUGAUGGACAAGUUUGGCUUCCCCAAGAAGUGUGUGUCGAUCGUGGAAGCGCAGGCUCACCCUGAUCCUGAGUUCUCCACUGUCGCCUUCCCCAACCCCGAAGAGAAGGGUGCACUCGACAUGAGCAAGCAACAAGCAAUUGAUGAGGAUGCCGAUUAUGUAUUGGCAAAUGAUCCCGAUGCUGAUCGUUUUACUUCUUGCGAGAAGCAGAAGGACGGUUCAUGGCAUCAAUUCACUGGUGAUGAGCUUGGUACCAUCUUUGGAGAUUGGCAACUGUUGAUGGCUCAUCGUCGUGGUGUCGACCCGAAGAAUUGUCUGGUCAUCAAUUCCACAGUAUCGUCUAAGAUGCUGAAGGCGUUAUCUGAUUACUACGGUGGAGUGUAUGAGGAUACUCUAACAGGUUUCAAAUGGAUGGCUAACAAGUCAUUGGAGAUGUCCGCUGAGCACUCUAAUUUGGUACACUGUACGGCUUAUGAGGAGGCACUAGGAAGUGCCCUCACGAUGAGUGUCCCUGAUAAGGAUGGUAUCAGUGCUUGCAGUGUCUGGUGUGAGAUGGCUAACUAUUGGCGUAAAGAGAAAGGUAUCACUCUUCUUGAACGACUAAAUGAACUCCGUAAGAUGGUCGGUUUCUUCGCCCAACACAACGGUUACUUCAUCUGUGAUGAUCCUAAGGUUAUGAAACAGAUGUUUGAUGAGUUCCGUAAUGAGGGUAACUACAAGGCUGAGCUCGGGUCAUCUAAGAUAGCUGAUGUUCGUGAUGUUACUCUUGGCUAUGAUUCAAGGAGGAAGGAUAAGAAGUCUACAUUACCUAUGACACCGGAUGCUCAGAUGAUUACUCUCUACUUCGAUGAUCAAGCUACUGUUACUAUCCGUGGAUCUGGUACUGAACCCAAGGUGAAGUACUACUGUGAGGCUAACGAUAAGGAGAAUAUGGAGAAGGCUCAGGAGAAGCUCGAAGUCGUCGUUAGAAAUGUCAUCGACUACUUCCUCCAACCCAAGAAGUACAAUUUGGGUUCUCGAUAA